CGCCGCCUCCGGGGCGGAGCCGCCGCCGCCGCCGCGCCCCGUGGCAGAGCGCCGCCCGCGCCGGUCCUGCGAGGCGCUGAAUUGAGAGAUUCCUGAAUUAAGUAGAAGAUUGCCUGAGCUGCAAAGAUGUUGGAAGAAGAUAUGGAGGUGGCCAUCAAAGUGGUGGUUGUAGGAAAUGGAGCUGUUGGAAAAUCCAGUAUGAUUCAGAGAUACUGCAAAGGGAUUUUUACAAAAGACUACAAGAAAACUAUCGGGGUAGAUUUCUUGGAGAGACAAAUUCAAGUUAAUGAUGAAGACGUCAGGCUAAUGUUAUGGGACACUGCUGGUCAAGAAGAAUUUGAUGCAAUAACUAAGGCUUACUACCGAGGCGCCCAGGCUUGUGUUCUUGUGUUUUCCACAACUGACAGAGAGUCCUUCAAAGCAAUCCCUACCUGGAAAGAAAAAGUGGUGACUGAAGUUGGAGACAUUCCCACAGUUCUUGUGCAGAAUAAGAUUGAUCUCCUUGAUGACUCUUGUAUAAAGAAUGAAGAGGCAGAAGCACUGGCGAAAAAGCUAAAAUUAAGAUUCUAUCGAGCAUCUGUGAAAGAAGACCUAAAUGUAACUGAAGUUUUUAAAUAUUUGGCUGAUAAAUAUCUUCAAAGGCUCAAGCAACAAACAGCAGAAGAUCCGGAACUAGUACAUACAAGCAGUAACAAGAUUGGUGUUUUCAAUACCGCUGGUGGAAGUCACUCCAACCAGAAUACUAGCAGUCUUAAUGGCGGAGAUGUCAUCAACCUUAGACCAAACAAACAGAGAACCAAGAAAAACAGAGGUCCUUUUAGCAACUGCAGCAUACUUUAGACCACUUUUGCAGGAAAAGAAAUGGCAGUGAAUUGGAUGAAGUUGUGCAGUUCAGUACGGAAGGAAGCCAGCUAUAGAGGUAUUUUACUAGUGCUUUAGCAAGUCUCCUGUGCGUAUGGGAUCUUUGAUAGAUGGUGGAUUUAAAUAUAAUUGCUGAUGCAAUUUUUUUUGGUGAGUAGAGUGAGACACCUGGUGGCAAAACAUAGAACCAUGGUUGCCCCAUGCACUUUCUAAAAAUUAAGCAAGCUUCUUCUGUUUGAAGGAAUUAUUUACAGAGCUAUGAAUUAGGUUUUGCUGUGUUGUGAAGCACAUUUAACAUAAGGAUAAUGCUUACAAGUAUAGGUACAGACCAUAAUAUUAUGGCCCAAGGUGAAGUAGCCACUUACAAUUAAAUUUAAAAGAAAACAUGUUAGAAUUGCUUAGCCAGAUCAUUAAAAAGUUAAAGGAAGAGCAUGAUGAAGGCAUCGCAUUUUAUGCCAGAUUAUGUUCAUAUGGAUUCUGGCAAUUCUGUUAGUGCAAUAUACUUGUAUUAUGUGAGUGUUAAGGUGUAAAUGUAAACAUUUGGUAUGAAUAUUUAGGCUAAAUUCAAGUGUAUAUGUUAUUUGACUUAUUGUGCAGACUUGCUAAUGAUUUUUUAGAAUAUUUUUUUUCUUAAAGUUUUGUGUUUCAGAUGAGACUUUCCCAGUUGGUACUGUGUAUCUUUACCUUGCUACACCUUGGGCCUAAGAGCUUAGAUUUAAAAAUGUAUGGUGCCAAAAAUGUUACUACUUUUUACCUAAUGCUGUGCUACAGAUGUUCUUGUAAGUUUGUUUUUCUCAGUCUUAACAGGUUGAACAAAUAACAUGGUCUCUGACACUAACAAUUAUCCAGAUGGACACUAUAAAAAUAAUCAUAUUCUUGUCAAAAACCUGAUUGUUCUAUGCUGUAUUAUCUGUGCAAAAAGAACUUGCAAAGUAGUGUCACAAAAUGUUUAAGUUCUUUGGAUAAAUUCCUCUUGGAUAUCAUAAACUAGACUGUGGAAAAUCCAAGAAAUUGCAGCUGAUGACUGGAUUACAUUGUUUUCAUAGAUUAAGAGAUAGCUGCUGUUUAAAGAAAAUCUAAUCAGCAGGAUCAGAGACAUGGCAAAAAUUUUUUAAAGUGCUUAAUAAUUUACAGAAGUGAUUUAGACAUUUAGGAGCCCAAAUCUAAAUUAAAUUCAUUUGGGCUUAGGCUUCUAAAUCACUAAGGUGCUUUAAAAAUGUUGAUCAAGAUAUGUUUUACUUACCAAAAAUAAACACUUUUUAAUCUUCUUCAAAAACAUGCAUUUGUUUUUAAAUAUCCAUUCUGUUUACAUGUUUUUUGUGGUAUGAUGUAAUUUUAACUUUCUAGGAUUUCUAUAACUAACCUGCCAGUGACAAAUGCAAUGAUACUCUGCUUGAAAAAAAAAUAAGAGUUUUAAUAUUUUUUUAAAUAGUGUAUGAGAUUGAAAAUGAUUUGACUGAUCCUGUAUAUUUUAAGAGGAAAGACUUUUCACUGUGUGAAUUCAUAUAGGAAGCUUGACUUAUUUUAUCUCUAAGUCAAUGAGUAUGAAAACUGAAAUGUACUCUUGUCCCACUGUCUGCAGGGAGAGAAGUGGGUGGCAACAGUUACGCACGAACACUAAAGAUCUCUGAACUUUGUAUUUUGUUUACUAUAUUAGACUUUCUGCUGAGUACCUUUUGUUUCUUUGACAAGCUGUUGCAGCAUCUCCUAUUGCUGGCAGGAAGGUGGCCUUCAAGGCAUUCGAUCCCCUUUGUUACUGCAGCAAAACUGUGUGUUCUUCACCAUGUGUUUCUUGUAUUCUCUCUCGGAUAAGGGCCUCUUUUUCUUUUUUUUUCUCUCCCCCCCCCCCCCAAGUGCAUUUAAUCAUUGUUUGUAUGUGUAGAUGGAGCCGAGUCCCAGCUGUUGUAGCAAUUUAAGAAGUAAGGUAUUUAGGAUUUGGUAACAAAGAAUUAUAACUGUACCUAAUGGGGCCAUCUCACUAAUUAGGUUAGAAUGUGUGCAUGAAGAAUUUUUACAAAUGUUUAACAUGGAAACUUUUUACAUUUCACUGUCUGUCUGCCAGUUUCUUUUUGUAAGCAAACGGUACCACAAAGUGUCUGAAGCAUCUUUGUUUUGUCUUAUUUAACUUUGUACAGAGUACUGAAAAUAAGUAAUUGUUUUAUAUAAUGAACAUCUGUACUAUUACAUAUAGUAGCCAUUUGUAUUUAAGGUUUGUCAUUAUAAACCACUAUUUUAAGAACUGAAAACUCAGUAUCAUAGGUGGAGACUUCGACAGACUUGCUAAAUUUAGGAGAUGUUGAAAUUUAGUACUUACUGGCUUUAAGCUAAGAAUAUAUUUGCAGCAUUGGGUAACAGUAAGUUUUAAUUCUAAUCCCAUCUUAAUUCUAAAGUGGUUUUUUUCUUUGUACUUUGCAGUGUUUAUUCUCCACUAUAACAGAGAUGGAAACUGUCCAAAUUAGCAUUUGACAGGAGAGUACUCUGCAUGUACAUUACUUUAAAAUUUACAUUUUUUUCUCCUGUUUUUUAGUAUUCAGAUGUGAACUAGAUGACUUGCGUAUUGCAGAAUUCCUUAGGUAUUCGCAUCACUAUUCAGUGGGAGUAGUUUUUGAUUUUUGGAUGAGAAGACAGGCCUAAACUUUUAGCACUCAGGUAGUCCCUUGUGAAUAACUUUUAUUAUAAACAUUGCCUCAUUCCCCACUCAAAGUGUUCUCAUUAAAAUAUCCUAAUACUGUGUAUUUACCAAAACCUAUGCAUGCAGAGCUGAUGAAACAAAAAUGCCCUUUUCUGUGCAUCUUGUGUGCCUCCUCGGUGGAAGAGGAUGUAGCUACCUGUUAGAUCUGUGGCAGAGCAACAUACUGUAUUGCCAGCAACAGACGUUCCUAUCACAAGACACGAAGUUUUGUUCUGUGAGACUAAACCUGUUAUAUCUGUUAAUAUCUCUUUAAUAGCUGCAUUGGAUAUAUUAUUUGAACCUUGACAAUACUCUUUGCUUUCAACUGAUAAUGCUACCACUGAUGGAAAACUUCAGUACGUGUUAAUGCCUUAGUGAAAUAAGCAUUCACUGAAGACUGUGCACUAAAGCAUCUGUCUCUCCUGUGUUGUGUCCAUUCAGUGAAUGGGUGUUCUUCCAUAAGUGGGGCAUCAUUUGAUGCAAAGUUGUAGUUCAAUGAUGCGUUUCCAACUGGAAAUAACAAAUCUCAACGUUUUAAGAUUGGUCACACUAAGAUUUAUGUGUGUGUGUGUGUGUGUUGUUAACUUAAAAAUUACAAAUAUUCCAUUUAAAACAAUUUUGGAGCUUUCUUAUUUUCAGUGUUUCUUAACGCAAAGCUCUUCUUUUUUGUCACCAUUCCCAAAUUACCAUACUGUCAGUCUGAUUUUCUGUUUAAUUUUUUUUGUUUAUACUUAAGUAAAACUGUCUUAUAUUUUGCUAUUGAGCUACAGCGUAUCUGACAUGUAGUUUUCUUUUACAUCACUUCUGUAGAUGUAUGUUAUUACUAAAGGGAAUUGAGCAGCUGAACACAUUGUAGUACUGAGUGUUUUUUGCCUGAGUACAUGCAGAGUACUCAGUUGAACAAGCAUAGUGAAUCUGUUAAUUCAUCUAGUCAAGCUGAUAGCUAGCUACUGGUUAAUCAGUAAUAAAAUUCAUUAUUUGCACUGGUGAACUCACUUGUAGAAAUUCAAUCAAACAGCAAACUAACAAACAUGUUUCUUGCGUUCCAGUGACAGUACCUAAAUCCCUGCUGCUUUUCUGAAUGGGAUCAUAAAUUUUUGGCUAAAAUUGUAGCUCCUGAACUUGCGUAGUCCAAUAAGCUUGAUUUCAUCAAAACUACCUUACCAUAUUUCCAUAGGAAUUAUCAGUUGUGUGUAUCUUUGUGUUCAAGUAGUAUCCGAGGCUUACAAAUGAAAAUAUUUUUCUUGAAUAUGGCACCUAAUAGAUAAUCAAAACCAUAAAAAAAGAUGGGACCAAUGGUGCUAAGAGUGGAGUAAGAGAAAUUUCACACAGUUCUAUUUUAAAUAAUAAAUUGUGUUCUAUAUGAGAGCUGACAGUCAUCUCAACACCAUGAGAAUGCCAUCUCAACGCUGAGUCCUACAUUUGCAGUACUAAAUUAGCCUCAUUCUCAGGGUACUAGUAGAAUUAAGGUAACAGUGAAACGUAGUGGAGUAUUCCUGUUGUCUCUAACUGAGAUAAAUGUUCAGCAGAACCAACUCAAGUUGGUCAAAAGAUUUAAAAAAUAAUAAUAAUCUGGACCAGGAGAAAUACUGCUCUCAUUGCUAAGAUACGUUGUUACUUAUAAAUUGCUUGGUCUAUUUGCAAGUUCAUGUGAAUCUGAGUGGUUAAAACAGAUAAUGUGUGUAAGUGUUUCUAUCACUUUCCUGCACUCAAGUUAAUGUAAUAUAUAUUUUUAGAAAAACAUGUCAAUAUAACUUACAGUUAAUUCUCAAGUGGAAAAAUAAAUGUUUAAAAUUAAA
Rhea pennata is the source of this 5331-nucleotide messenger RNA. RefSeq names its product RAB23, member RAS oncogene family (gene RAB23). Gene Ontology annotation, biological process: vesicle-mediated transport. Gene Ontology annotation, molecular function: GTP binding; GTPase activity. Bases 127 to 840 code for a protein of 237 amino acids. The transcript is spliced from 7 exons. NCBI's taxonomy places the organism in Eukaryota, Metazoa, Chordata, Aves, Rheiformes, Rheidae. The record is from RefSeq and is a predicted model, not a curated record.